Juglans regia (Persian walnut) is the source of this 2004-nucleotide messenger RNA. RefSeq names its product histidine biosynthesis bifunctional protein hisIE, chloroplastic. The coding region runs from base 469 to 1335 and encodes 288 amino acids. Gene Ontology annotation, molecular function: phosphoribosyl-ATP diphosphatase activity; phosphoribosyl-AMP cyclohydrolase activity. Gene Ontology annotation, biological process: L-histidine biosynthetic process. The record is from RefSeq and is a predicted model, not a curated record. The transcript has 6 exons. Lineage: Eukaryota; Viridiplantae; Streptophyta; Magnoliopsida; Fagales; Juglandaceae.
UUCAGCUGCUGCGCCCAGACCUUCAUUUCUCAACAUCCUCUCUCCUUUUCUCUCUCUCUGUUAAUUACUCUCUGCGCCGACAGCCUCACCACUUUGUCACAAAACUCUCUCUCUCUCUCUCUCUCUCUCUCUCCGAAGACUCCAUCUUCCAGAUCUCUCUCGCUUUCUCUCUGUUUUUCUCUCCGUUAAUGAACGAGACUACCUCUUCUCUUCUCGGGUUGCCGUCUCGCCAAGCUUCGACGAAAAACAACUACCACGUUGUUACUCUGCCGGUCUUAAACCUCUGUUCCGUCAAGUUUCGACGACAACCAACCGCAAACGUCCAGAAAAUUCAACACACACGACGAAAACAGCUGCCGUCGCAGUUCACUCUAACCAUUUCUGGGAUCUGCUGAGUGUUUCUUUACAGACUGAUGGGCUGGAUUUAUUGUGAAUAGAGCAUUAAGAGUAUAAAUUUUGUUCUUGUCCAUGAUGGUGAUUUCCAAUUCUCUGUGUCCUCAAUAUCUGAGAGUUUCCUCUGGAGGUCGUCUUUGCAUUCCUAGUAAUAGGUACAGUUGGGGCAACCGUAAGAAGCAGACCCUUCGUCUUGUUUGUGCUUCUGCUGAUAAACCACCGGUGAAAGACCUUUGUGUUGAAUCCAAGGUUCAAACUUUGUUAGACAGUGUAAAAUGGGAUGAAAAAGGUUUGGCAGUGGCAAUUGCUCAACAUGUUGAUACUGGAGCCAUACUAAUGCAAGGCUUUGCAAAUCAAGAUGCAGUCCUUACGACCAUUUCCUCUCGGAAGGCAACAUUUUUUAGCAGGUCACGGUCAACGUUAUGGACGAAGGGAGAGAGCUCAAAGAAUUUUAUCAAUAUUCAUGAUAUAUUUCUUGACUGUGAUCGUGACUCUAUAAUAUACCUUGGGAAGCCUGAUGGACCUACCUGUCAUACAGGUUCAGAAACUUGUUAUUACACAUCAGUUUCUGACUUACAAGAACAGGUUGAAGGAAGUAAAUUGGCAUUAACCACUCUGUACUCAUUAGAGUCAACAAUCUCCCAACGCAAAGUAGAACUAGCGGCAGCACAAAGCGGAAAACCCUCAUGGACAAGACGGUUAUUACUUGAUAACCACCUUCUAUGCUCAAAAAUCAGGGAGGAGGCAAAUGAGUUGUGUCAAACGCUGGAGGAGAACGAGGAUAAGUCACGAACUGCCUCAGAGAUGGCAGAUGUCCUCUAUCAUGCCAUGGUUCUCCUGGCAGUUAAAGAUGUGAAGAUAGAAGAUGUUAUGCAAGUUCUCCGGCAGAGAUUUUCUCAGUCAGGUAUCGAGGAAAAGAGCAGUCGGAGAUCAGAAGGCUAGUCAUGAGCUAUUUAGGCUGCCCAGUCCUUGGGUUUAAUAAUCGAGUGCCCCCAGGACUUAGCGUUAUCCCAGGCUCUUGCAUCCUCACCUCAAGUUGCUGUAGUCUGGGAACUCUGGUUGGCUCUGGGUGAAUUUGGCUUAAACCUUUCUGGUAAAGACAAAUUUGUAACCCGUAGGGGUUGGCUCAAGUGGUAAAGCCCUUAGGCUUGGGGUGUGCUCUCCUUAGAUCUAAGGUUCAAAUUUUAUUGGGUGCAAACAAUCUCUUGGGGCCAUCGGAUUAGGGUAUUUACCUCUUGAAUUACCUGAUAUGCACUUGCGGAAAACUCUUUGUCAAGGACUUGUGCACUCUCGGGAUUGGCGGGGACACUAUUCCUGGACACCCAGUGCUAUGCAGUCGGCUGAUGUGGACUGUUGAUGUGGCAAUUGCUAUUAAUUUAAAAAAAAAAAAAACAAAAAACAUUGUAGUGCAUUUUGGAUUCUAUUCUUGCUUCUCAUCGCCACUUCUCAUCUUUUCUUUCUCUGGACUGGAAUUUGAUUUAUGCUUCUCAUCUUUGGCUAGAAAAUUUCUUCAGCGAUUUGUGUUGGCAAUUGUAUUUGGUCUGGUUUUCUUCGGUGAUUUGUGCUUCUCAUCUUCGGCCAGCUACAGUAUUUGGCGAUUUUUGCUUCUCA